Linum trigynum is the source of this 5670-nucleotide messenger RNA. The record is from the annotation of a GenBank genome assembly. Lineage: Eukaryota; Viridiplantae; Streptophyta; Magnoliopsida; Malpighiales; Linaceae.
AUGGGCUCUUUUCAACGCCAGCUGCGAGCCAUGCUUCGCAAGAAUUGGCUGCUCAAACUUCGACAUCCUUUUGUUACUGGCGCUGAGAUUUUGCUUCCCACGGUUGUAAUGCUAUUGCUAAUAGCCGUAAGGACGCAAGUGGACACGGAAAUACAUUCUGCUCAACCAUAUAUACGUAAAGACAUGCUUGUAGAGGUGGGGAAAGGCAUAUCACCAAAUUUCCAGCAAGUUUUGGAGUUAUUGUUGGCCAAGAAGGAGUUUUUGGCUUUUGCACCGGAUACUGAAUCAACAAGGCUGAUGAUUAACUUAUUAUCAAUCAAGUUUCCCACAUUGAAGCAAGUUUCCAGAAUCUACCAGGACGAACUUGAGUUGGAAACUUAUAUACGCUCGGAACACUACGGCACCUGCAGUCAAUUGAUAGAUUGCACGAACCCUAAAAUCAAAGGAGCGAUAGUGUUUCAUCAUCAAGGCCCCCUGGUGUUUGAUUAUAGCAUACGCCUCAAUCACACAUGGGCAUUCUCUGGUUUUCCUGACAUCAAAACCAUCAUGGACGUGAAUGGCCCUUUCCUCAAUGACUUGGAAUUGGGAGUUAAUAUUGUGCCAAUACUGCAAUACAGCUUCAGUGGUUUCCUCACUCUUCAGCAGGUGGUGGACUCCUUCAUUAUAUUUGCCGCUCAGCAACCUGAAUCUAAGAUGCCUAAUGGAAACCUGGAACUUCUUUCUCCAUCACUGAAUGAACCAUGGUCACAGUUCAGCCCUGCCAAAAUUCGAAUGGCUCCAUUUCCAACUCGUGAAUACACUGAUGAUGAGUUUCAAUCAAUUGUGAAAACUGUUAUGGGUAUUCUAUAUCUAUUGGGAUUCCUGUACCCAAUCUCGCGCCUCAUUAGCUAUUCUGUUUUUGAAAAGGAGCAGAAGAUUAGAGAAGGCCUCUACAUCAUGGGAUUAAAAGACGAAGCAUUUCAUCUCUCUUGGUUUAUUACCUAUGCUUUGCAGUUUGCAAUUUCAUCGGGGAUUAUUACAGUUUGCACUAUGAAUAGUCUAUUUAUCUACAGCGACAAAUCGCUUGUGUUUGUGUACUUCUUUUCAUUCGGUCUCAGUGCUGUUAUGCUGUCAUUUCUGAUUUCUACGUUCUUCAUGAGAGCAAAAACUGCUGUAGCUGUUGGAACCCUGGCUUUUCUUGGAGCUUUUCUACCAUAUUAUACAGUCAAUGAUCCAUCUGUUUCUAUGGGAUUGAAGGUCAUUGCUUCUCUGCUUUCACCCACAGCCUUUGCUCUGGGAUCUGUUAACUUUGCUGAUUAUGAACGGGGUCAUGUUGGACUUCGCUGGAGUAACAUGUGGCGGUCGUCAUCUGGAGUGAACUUUUUGGUCUGUCUGCUGAUGGUCUUGCUCGACACACUAUUAUACUGCGGAAUUGGUCUGUACCUUGAUAAGGUGCUUCCAAGGGAAAAUGGAAGGCGAUAUAAAUGGAACUUUUUGUUCCAGAAGUGUUACUGGGGGAAGAAACCUACUGUUAAAGAUCACAAAAACAACACAGCAGCCAUGAACAAUGAGAAUCUCCUGCAUGGAAAUGCUAACCUUGUAGAAGAUAGUUUGGAACCCGCUGUGGAAGCAAUUACCUUGGACAUGAAGCAACAAGAACUUGAUAACAGAUGCAUCCAAGUUAGGAACUUGCACAAGGUCUAUAGCACAAGGAAGGGGAAUUGUUGUGCAGUUAAUUCUCUACAGCUCUCCUUGUAUGAGAAUCAGAUUCUUGCUCUUUUAGGUCAUAAUGGAGCUGGGAAAAGCACCACAAUCUCGAUGCUUGUUGGUCUUCUUCCUCCUACUUCUGGGGAUGCUUUGGUAUUUGGAAAAAAUAUCACAACAGACAUGGAUGAGAUACGGAAGAGCUUGGGUGUCUGCCCUCAACAUGAUAUCCUGUUUCCUGAGUUAACAGUGAGAGAGCACUUGGAGCUUUUUGCCACACUGAAGGGUGUUGACGAGAAUUUUUUGGAUAGUACUGUUACAGAUAUGAUUGAUGAAGUCGGUUUGGGUGACAAAGUGAACGCUGUUGUCAGUGCUCUUUCUGGAGGCAUGAAGAGAAAACUGUCGCUGGGAAUCGCAUUAAUUGGGAAUAGCAAGGUUAUAAUUCUUGAUGAACCUACUAGUGGCAUGGAUCCCUAUUCGAUGCGAUUAACAUGGCAGUUAAUUAAAAAGGUAAAGAAGGGAAGGAUAAUAUUGCUAACAACUCAUUCAAUGGAUGAAGCUGAUGAGUUAGGGGAUCGUAUUGCUAUAAUGGCUAAUGGUUCUUUGAAAUGCUGUGGCAGUUCACUUUUCUUGAAGCAUCAAUAUGGGGUUGGUUACACUCUUACUCUAAUGAAGUCCACUCCUACUGCUUCUGAAGCUGCUGAUAUUGUCUACCGCCACAUUCCUUCUGCGAUGUGUGUGAGUGAGGUUGGGUCAGAGAUCUGCUUCAGGCUUCCUUUAUCAUCCUCGUUAUCUUUUGAAAGCAUGUUUAGGGAGAUAGAAAGUUGCAUGGGAGGGUCAGGUUCUACCUCAGAAGCCAUUGCAGUAGACAAACUCUUUCAUGGUAUUCAAGGUUAUGGCAUCUCAGUCACAACUCUGGAGGAAGUGUUCCUGCGGGUUGCAGGAUGUUAUUAUGAUGAAAGUGGAAAUGAUAGUUUGAACCAGAUAAAGGACAGUGAACCUGAUCAUGUGGUUCCUUCUUCCUCUAACCAUACCCCGGAAAGAUUUUGUUACUCAAAAUAUUUGGGAGAUUAUAAGAAGGUCUAUUGGAUAGUAUCAGGGAUGGUGGGGAGAGCCUGUUCUUUCACGGUCGCUGUGUUACUAAGCUUCAUUAAAUUUGUCGCAAUGCAGUGCUGUUGCUGUAGUAUAAUAACAAGGUCCGUAUUCUGGCAGCAUACCAAGGCAUUGUUUAUAAAGAGGGCACUUUCAGCACGGAGAGACCGGAAAACAAUGGUUUUCCAACUUCUAAUUCCUGCCAUGUUUUUGACCCUUGGUCUUCUUUUCCUCAAGCUUAAGCCACACCCGGAUCAGCAGUCUAUUAACUUGACAACAGCAUACUUUAAUCCUCUCAUAACAGGUGAUGGUGGUGGUGGGCCCAUUCCUUAUAACUUUCACUGGCCUAUUGCAAAUGAGGUUGCAAAGCAUAUAGAAGGGGGCUGGAUUCAAAGAUAUGAGAAGAGUGAUUUUAAAUUUCCAGAUCCAAAAAGGGCAUUAACUGAUGCUAUUGAUGCAGCUGGGCCUACUCUUGGACCAGUGUUACUUUCAAUGAGUGAAUUCUUGAUGUCUAGCUUUAAUCAAUCCUAUGAAUCGAGGUAUGGGGCUAUUGUGAUGGAUGCUCAGAAGAAAGAUGGAAGUGUGGGAUAUACAGUACUGCACAAUAGCUCGUGUCAGCACUCUGCUCCCACUUUCAUUAAUGUAAUGAAUGCUGCACUUCUUAGGCUCGCCACAGGCAACAACAACAUGACAAUUAGAACCCGCAACCACCCGUUUCCUUUGACCCAAAGCCAGCACUUGCAGCGUCAGGACCUUGAUGCCUUCUCCGCAGCAAUAAUAGUUAGCAUUGCAUUUGCCUUCAUUCCUGCUUCAUUUGCUGUGGCCAUUGUUAAGGAGCGUGAAGUGAAGGCUAAGCACCAGCAGUUAAUUAGUGGGGUUUCAGUACUUUCGUACUGGGCUUCUACCUACAUAUGGGACUUCGUCAGCUUCCUCUUUCCUUUGUCUCUUGCUAUGGUUCUGUUCUACAUUUUUGGGCUGGAUCAGUUCAUCAGCGGAGAAAGCUUCUUGCCAACAUUGCUCUUGUUUCUAGGUUAUGGAUUAGCAAUUGCGUCAUCAACAUACUGCCUGACAUUCUUCUUUUAUGAUCAUACGAUGGCUCAGAAUGUGGUUCUGUUGGUCCACUUUUUCACUGGACUGAUUCUUAUGGUUAUCUCAUUCAUUAUGGGGGUGAUAGAGACCACAUCCCAAGCAAAUAAUGUUCUCAAGAUCUUCUUUAGAGUGGCACCCGGUUUUUGCUUUUCUGAUGGCCUCGCUUCACUGGCUCUUCUAAGACAAGGGAUGAAGGAUACAUCAAGUAAUGCAGUGUUUGAUUGGAACGUUACUGGUGCUGCUAUCUGUUAUCUUUAUGUCGAGAGCUUUGCAUACUUUUUACUUGCUCUUGGACUGGAGUUCUUACCUAUCCACAAAUUUCGCCUUGUUACAAUGGAGCACUUUUGGAGGAGAAUUAGACAGUCCCAAUAUGAUGAGUCUUCCACCUAUCUAGAACCCCUUCUAAAGUCUCCAUCAUAUUCAGCAACUGGCGCCUUGGAGCUUGAGGAGGAUAUAGAUGUUAAAACUGAAAGGGAGAGGGUACUUUCAGGCUCCAUUGACAACGCCAUAAUCAAUUUGUGUAAUCUUCGAAAGGUGUAUCCUGGGGGAAAAGAUGGCACAAAAGUUGCAGUACAUUCCUUGGCUUUCUCAGUAAAUGCGGGAGAAUGCUUUGGAUUUUUGGGCACUAAUGGAGCUGGGAAGACUACAACAUUGUCGAUGUUAUCUGGAGAGGAAUCUCCAACAGAUGGAACUGCUUUUGUCUUUGGGAAAGACAUACGUUCAAAUCCUAAGGCUGUCCGGAGUCAUAUUGGGUACUGUCCCCAGUUUGAUGCUUUGUUGGAGCUCUUGACUGUGAGAGAGCACCUUGAGCUCUAUGCAAGAAUAAAAGGAGUUACGGGUUACAAAAUGGAUGAUGUUGUGAUGGAAAAAUUGGUGGAAUUUGAUCUGUUGAAGCAUGCUGACAAACCUUCCUUCACCCUAAGUGGAGGCAACAAGCGUAAACUAUCCGUCGCUAUUGCUAUGAUUGGAGACCCGCCAAUAGUAUUCCUUGAUGAGCCAUCUACAGGUAUGGACCCUAUUGCCAAAAGAUUCAUGUGGGAGGUGAUAUCCCGUUUGUCAACCAGACGCGGGAAAACUGCUGUCAUUCUCACUACACAUAGCAUGAAUGAAGCUCAAGCACUAUGCACCCGUAUCGGAAUUAUGGUAGGAGGGCAUCUUAGAUGCAUCGGAACUCCUCAGCAUCUUAAAACACGAUUUGGAAAUCACCUUGAGUUAGAGGUUAAACCUACUGAGGUUACCUCUUGGGACUUGCAACAACUUUGCCAAGCUAUCCAAGAAAAGCUUUUUGAUAUCCCUUCACAGAAAAGAAGCUUGCUUGGUGACCUUGAAGUUUGCAUUGGUUCUAGCAGCUCGAGUACAUCGGAUGCCGCAUCAGUGGCAGAGAUCAGCUUGUCGCAGGAAACGAUGAUACUGAUUGGAUGUUGGCUUGGGAACGAAGAAAGAGUAAAGAAACUUGUAUCUUCUUCACCUUCUGAUCCCAAUGGCAUGUUAGAUGAACAAUUAGCAGAACAGUUGGUUCGAGAUGGUGGCAUGCCACUACCUGUGUUCUCCGAGUGGUGGCUAGCAAAAGAGAAGUUCUCGGCUAUCGAUUCAUUUGUGCUAUCUUCUUUCCCGGGUGCUACAUUGCAACGGUGCAAUGGCAUGAGUGCUAAAUAUCAGUUGCCAUACCGGGACGAUUUGUCGCUCGCUGAUGUUUUCGGUCACCUAGAAAAGAACAGAAAGCAAUUGGGGAUCUUGGAGUACAGCAUCAGCCAGUCGACAUUGGAGUCCAUCUUCAAUCACUUCGCUGCUGCUGCAAGUUCUUGA